AUGUUGUACCGCCUGGACGUGCGCCCACCUUUGACUGGCGCCCCGCAUUCGACACGCUUUCACACAACGGCCCACUUGACGACAAUCUUACCUUUCGACUUUCAUCAUCAACCCACCAACCUGACCUCAUUCAACAUGUCGCAGACCAAACUCACCAAGCCCACCGUGCCCUUCUCCGAAGCACCCUGGAUUCAGGGUCUGCCCUCUUCCGUCUUCACAUCCCCUUCCUACAUCCAGCUUCGCGAAUGGUGCCGCAAGUGGUGUGACGAGGUGCUCAUCGAGAUGGGUGCCAAGUACGAAGCCGCCGGCGUCAUCACCGACGACGAAGCCUACAAACGUGCUGCCAAGGAUGGUGUACUCUUCGCCUUUGCUACAGGAGUCCAUGUCGACCCCAAGAUUGCCAAGAUUGCACAGAGCGUCGGCGUAGGUUUGCCUGCGGGGAUCAAACCGGAGGAAUGGAACAAUGUUCACGACUAUAUCAUUUGGGAUGAGCUCAACCGAUGCGCCAGCUCCGUAUUGAUGGGACUGGUCGGUGGACUGACGUACGGAAGCGGACCAAUCAUGCAUUUUGCCAACGACGAGCAGAAGCAAAAAUGGUUGCCCGAGAUCUUUUCGGGUCGCAAGAGGGUGUGUCUCGCCAUCACCGAGCCUCUUGCUGGUAGCAAUGUGGCCAAUCUUAGCACCGAAGCGCGGCUAAUCGAGGAGAAUGGCGAGAAGUUUUAUCUGGUCAAUGGCAGCAAGAAGUGGAUUACCAACGGCAUCUACUCGGACUGGUUCACCACCGCCGUGCGAACAUCCGGCAAAGCGGGCGAUUCCACAGGAAUUUCUUUGCUACUCAUUCCACGUGGCCCCGGCGUAACCACCAAACAAAUGAAGAUGCUUCCCGGCGGAGCAUCCGGCACCACCAUCGUCGAAUUCGACGACGUCAAGGUCCCCGUCUCGAACCUCAUCGGCAAAGAAGGCGAUGGUCUCAAGCUGGUCUUCUUUAACUUCAACCAUGAACGCUUGACGAUUUCCUUCACCGCUCUGCGCUACGCACGGGUCUGUCUCGAGGACACCAUUGCCCACACUCGACGUCGAGAGGUGUUCGGUAAGAAGCUGAUCGAACAGCCCGUGGUGCGCUACAAGAUCGGACACAUGGCUCGAGAAGUGGAGGCACUGCAGGCGUGGGUGGAGAGCGUCGUCUUCCAGCAACUUCAUUUGACUAUCGCCCAGUCGAAUCUGUUGACCGGUGGGACGUGCGCGUUGCUGAAAGCCCACGCGGGUAUCGUGUUGGACCACGUGGUGAGGGAAGCGGUUCAUCUUCUGGGUGGUAUGGGUCUGACCAAGGGUGGAACGGGCGACAGAAUCGAGCGUAUCUACAGGGAGUCGAAAGGUCUGACGGUGCCCGGCGGAAGCGAAGACGUCAUGAUCGACCUCGGCGUUCGACAGCAGCUCAAACUCGUCGGUCCUCAAAGCAAGUUCUGA
This is a messenger RNA of Pseudozyma hubeiensis SY62, 1467 nucleotides long. Its product is annotated as acyl-CoA dehydrogenase. Gene Ontology annotation, molecular function: flavin adenine dinucleotide binding; oxidoreductase activity, acting on the CH-CH group of donors. The coding region runs from base 1 to 1467 and encodes 488 amino acids. The record is from RefSeq and is a predicted model, not a curated record. The transcript is spliced from 2 exons. Lineage: Eukaryota; Fungi; Basidiomycota; Ustilaginomycetes; Ustilaginales; Ustilaginaceae.